Molecule: messenger RNA, 2039 nt
Organism: Stegastes partitus (bicolor damselfish)
Lineage: Eukaryota; Metazoa; Chordata; Actinopteri; Pomacentridae
Gene: trnt1
Product: tRNA nucleotidyl transferase, CCA-adding, 1
Exons: 7
Coding region: 208-1491 (427 amino acids)
Biological process (GO): tRNA 3'-terminal CCA addition; mitochondrial tRNA 3'-end processing
Cellular component (GO): mitochondrion
Molecular function (GO): nucleotidyltransferase activity; tRNA binding
Source: RefSeq, a predicted model, not a curated record
CUGUCUGUCAUAUUUGCUGCGUAUACGUUGGCAUGACACCUGUUACUCACGUGUUCUCAGUGUAAAAAGCAACGUAACAAGGUGCACGCUGACCGCUAACGCUCAGAAGCAUGACUUCAGGGGCAUGUAGCUAGCUAGCUAGCUCCAUAGUAGUGGGCAGACAUAAACAAACGGAAACCAGUGACGACGUUUGUGCUCUUUACGCAGAUGUGGAGCAGAAUAUUGGGCCCCAGUGUGAUUGGUAGGACAAGUAUUUCUUGGAGGAAUCUCUUUACCAUGCGACUAAAGACCAGCGACUUCCAGUCCCUGUUCUCCGAUGGACUGAAUGGAUUAGCAGAGGUAUUUGAGAAGAACCAGCAUGAGCUGAGGAUAGCUGGAGGCGCUGUACGGGACUUGCUGUCUGGGAAGCGGCCUGAAGAUGUGGACUUUGCUACUACAGCCACUCCAGAGGAGAUGAAGGACAUGUUCCAGUCUGCUGGGAUCAGAAUGAUCAACAACAAAGGAGAGAAGCACGGGACCAUUACUGCAAGAAUACACAACGAGAACUUUGAGGUGACCACGCUGAGAGUGGAUGUUCAGACAGAUGGACGUCAUGCAGAGGUGGAAUUCACCACCGACUGGCAGAAAGACGCUGAGCGGCGAGACCUCACCAUCAACUCCAUGUUUUUAGGUCUUGAUGGCACAUUAUACGACUAUUUCAAGGGAUACGAGGACCUGCAGAACAGUAAAGUGCGGUUUGUCGGCAGCGCGGAACAAAGGAUUCAAGAAGACUACCUGAGAAUACUGAGAUAUUUCAGGUUUUACGGCAGGGUGGCUUUGACACCUGAUGACCACGACCCGGAGACACUGACCGCCAUCAGGAAAAACGGCCGUGGACUGGCAGCGAUAUCAGGAGAACGAAUUUGGGGGGAACUGAAGAAGAUGGUGGUUGGUAGCCACGCUGGUGAUCUGUUGGAGCUGAUGUAUAGUCUGGAACUGGCCCAGUACAUAGGUUUACCUACAGAUGGCGACGUUGACGAGAUGAAGCGAGUGUGGCAGAACGCCAAAGACCACUCUCCCAAACCGAUGACCAUCCUGGCUGCUCUCUUCCACUGCCCAGAGGAGGUGGAAAAGAUGGACAUCAGACUGAAGGUGUCCCGGGAGGAGAAGAAUCUGGCUCAGUUCCUGGUCAAAAACAGACGGGAGCUCUGCAAGAGUGAAGAAGAGCGGGACAGCCUGAAACCUUUCACUGACUUUAUUAUUGACAGUCGGGAGCUGGAUUCCCAGAGCAAAGUGUGCGAGCUGCUCAAGUACCAAGGAGAGCACAAGCUGCUCUCAGAACUCUGCCAGUGGUCCAUCCCUCGCUUCCCCGUCAGCGGUAACGAUCUUAGGAAGAUGGGCGUCACGUCCGGCAAGGAGAUAGGCGCCACUUUACAGAAGCUCCGCGACAUCUGGAAGAAAAGUCAUUAUCAGAUGGACAAAGAUGAACUCCUGACUUAUUUAAAGCCUUAAAUGAGCAGAAAAUGUAUUUAUUCUGCUUUAGACUAAAAUACAACCUGGACAUUUGAUGUUGCUGUUGCACUGUCAUCAUUUGAGCAGCCUGAUGCUUAUUGUGAGACGUGAAUAACUGCUGAUGAAUGCCAUUUCAGCCUAAAUUACCCCGGGGCUGCUUUUGUUCAUUUGCAUUGCUGUGGAAAUGUGAAGAGAUUACACAGUGUGUCUCACAGCUGCCAUCAUACCACAAAAUGUGUACUGGAAGCAGCUUUCCCCACACAGCUCUGUGAUUUAUGGAAAUGUUAAAAUGGUUCAGAGAAUGUCAGUCUUAAGUUUUCUGACAUGUUCACUCUUUAGAUUGAUGUGAUGACGGAAGAAGAUGAAACAUGGAGGCAGAACUUAUGCAUUUAUAGUUUAUUUAAAUACCAGGGCAGCCGCACUAGAUGAGUUGUUUUCAUUGUUAAAACAAUCAGUUAAAGCAGAGAUAGAUUUUGUUUGGGGUUUGUCUUUUGCAUAACUGCAUUUGUGUUAUAUGGUUUGACUUUGUUUUCUAAAAAGACUCUAUA